CCCUCCCACUGCCUCCCCCAUGCAGGCCCCCUGGAUUCCUCCACUCCCCUCUCACGGCCCCUCCGUUGUCUCCGCAGACGCUGCCCCGUCUGACGCUUGGCUUGAGGCCUUUCCGUGAGGGACGGGGGCGUCCCCGCUCCGGGGCGCAGGUCGGAGGUCGCAGGGCACCGUCAAGCAUGGCGCCUGCCGGGGGCCUCGGCGUGGCGUCUGUGGUUGGUCCCGUGGGCCUCCUCGUGGUCCUGCUGGUCGGAGGCUGCGUGGCAGAAGAGCCCCCCAGGUUCAUCAAGGAACCCAAGGACCAGAUCGGUGUGUCGGGGGGUGUGGCCUCCUUUGUGUGUCAGGCCACGGGUGACCCCAAGCCACGGGUGACCUGGAACAAGAAGGGCAAGAAGGUCAACUCGCAGCGCUUCGAGACGAUCGAGUUUGACGGGAGCGCGGGGGCCGUGCUGAGGAUCCAGCCGCUCCGGACACCCCGGGACGAGAACGUGUAUGAGUGUGUGGCCCAGAACGCAGCCGGGGAGAUCACGGUCCACGCCAAGCUCACUGUCCUCCGAGAGGACCAGCUGCCCCCCGGUUUCCCCAACAUCGACAUGGGCCCCCAGCUGAAGGUGGUGGAGCGGACGCGGACGGCUACGAUGCUGUGUGCCGCCAGUGGCAACCCUGACCCCGAGAUCACCUGGUUCAAGGACUUCCUGCCCGUGGACCCCAGUGCCAGCAACGGGCGCAUCAAGCAGCUGCGGUCAGGGGCUCUGCAGAUCGAGAGCAGCGAGGAGACCGACCAGGGCAAAUACGAGUGUGUGGCCACCAACAGUGCGGGGGUGCGCUACUCGUCACCCGCCAACCUCUACGUGCGAGUCCGUCGUGUGGCUCCUCGAUUCUCCAUCUUGCCCAUGAGCCACGAGAUCAUGCCAGGUGGCAGCGUGAACAUCACCUGUGUGGCCGUGGGCUCGCCCAUGCCAUACGUCAAGUGGAUGCAGGGGGCCGAGGACCUGACGCCCGAAGAUGACAUGCCUGUGGGUCGGAAUGUGCUGGAACUCACGGACGUCAAGGACUCUGCCAACUACACGUGCGUGGCCAUGUCCAGCCUGGGCGUCAUCGAGGCCGUGGCCCAGAUCACGGUGAAAUCUCUCCCCAAAGCCCCUGGGACUCCCAUGGUAACAGAGAACACAGCCACCAGCAUCACCAUCACGUGGGACUCUGGCAACCCGGACCCCGUGUCCUACUACGUCAUCGAAUAUAAGUCCAAGAGCCAGGACGGGCCGUACCAGAUCAAAGAGGACGUCACCACCACCCGCUACAGCAUCGGCGGCCUGAGCCCCAACUCCGAGUAUGAGAUCUGGGUGUCGGCCGUCAACUCCAUCGGCCAGGGCCCGCCCAGCGAGUCCGUGGUCACCCGCACGGGCGAGCAGGCGCCGGCCAGCGCACCGCGGAACGUGCAGGCCCGCAUGCUCAGUGCCACCACCAUGAUCGUCCAGUGGGAGGAGCCCGUGGAGCCCAACGGCCUGAUCCGAGGCUACCGGGUCUACUACACCAUGGAGCCUGAGCACCCUGUGGGCAACUGGCAGAAGCACAAUGUGGACGACAGCCUGCUGACCACCGUGGGCAGCCUGUUGGAGGACGAGACCUACACUGUGCGCGUGCUGGCCUUCACCUCUGUGGGCGACGGGCCCCUCUCGGACCCCAUCCAGGUCAAGACGCAGCAGGGAGUGCCUGGCCAGCCCAUGAACUUCCGGGCCGAGGCCAAGUCGGAGACGAGCAUCGGGCUCUCGUGGAGCCCCCCACGGCAGGAAAGUGUCAUCAAGUACGAGCUCCUGUUCCGGGAGGGCGACCACGGCAGAGAGGUCGGGAGGACCUUCGACCCGGCCACGGCAUUCGUGGUGGACGACCUCAAACCCAACACGGAGUACGCCUUCCGCCUGGCGGCGCGCUCCCCGCAAGGCCUGGGCGCCUUCACGUCGGUGGUUCGGCAGCGCACGCUGCAGUCCAUCUCGCCUAAGAACUUCAAGGUGAAGAUGAUCAUGAAGACCUCGGUCCUGCUCAGCUGGGAGUUCCCCGACAACUACGACUCUCCCACGCCCUACAAGAUCCAGUACAACGGGCUCACACUGGACGUAGACGGCCGAACCACCAAGAAGCUCAUCACGCACCUCAAGCCCAACACCUUCUACAACUUCGUGCUGACCAACCGCGGCAGCAGCCUGGGUGGCCUCCAGCAGACUGUCACUGCCUGGACCGCCUUCAACCUGCUCAGCGGCAAGCCCAGCGUGGCCCCCAAGCCCGACACUGACGGCUUCAUCUUGGUCUACCUGCCUGACGGCCAGAGCCCCGUGCCCGUCCAGAGCUACUUCAUCGUGAUGGUGCCACUGCGCAAGUCUCGUGGUGGCCAGUUUCUGACCCCGCUGGGCAGCCCGGAGGACAUGGACCUGGAGGAGGUGAGGGCUGGGGCCUGACCACGGGCAGACGUCCGGGCCACUGCGCGCCUUGCCGCGCCCCGGCCCUACAUCGCGGCGCGCUUCUCCGUGCUGCCGUCCACCUUCCAGCCUGGCGACCAGAAGCAGUACGGAGGCUUCGACAACAGAGGCCUGGAGCCCGGCCACCGCUACGUCCUCUUCGUGCUCGCCGCGCUUCAGAAGAGUGAGCCCACGUUUGCAGCCAGCCCCUUCUCAGACCCCUUCCAGCUGGACAACCCCGACCCCCAGCCCAUCGUGGACGGCGAGGAGGGCCUCAUCUGGGUGAUCGGGCCCGUGCUGGCCGUGGUCUUCAUCAUCUGCAUCGUCAUCGCCAUCUUGCUCUACAAGAACAAACCCGACAGACCCCAACAGGGCACCCGAGGCCAGGCUGGUCUGGGGGAUGUGCUGACAGAAGAACCUAAAAACUUGGGGAUCUUCCCGAAGUCACGUGCGGACGCCGGGCGGAGGGAAACAGCACCCAUCGAAGGCGUGGUGGGCAGUGACUACAUCAACGCCAACUACGUGGAUGGCUACAGGCGGCAGAAUGCAUACAUCGCCACGCAGGGGCCACUGCCCGAGACCUUCGGUGACUUCUGGCGUAUGGUGUGGGAGCAGCGCUCGGCUACCAUUGUCAUGAUGACGCGGCUAGAAGAGAAAUCACGGAUCAAGUGUGAUCAGUACUGGCCCAACCGGGGCACGGAAACCUAUGGCUGCAUCCAGGUCACGCUGCUGGACACCAUCGAGCUGGCCACGUUCUGCGUGCGGACAUUCUCCCUGCACAAGAAUGGCUCCAGCGAGAAACGCGAGGUCCGACAGUUCCAGUUCACGGCGUGGCCAGACCAUGGGGUGCCUGAGUACCCCACACCGUUCCUGGCCUUUCUGCGGAGAGUCAAGACCUGCAACCCGCCGGACGCCGGCCCCGUCGUGGUCCACUGCAGCGCUGGCGUGGGCCGCACCGGCUGCUUCAUCGUCAUCGACGCCAUGCUGGAGCGGAUCAAGCCGGAGAAGACGGUGGACGUGUACGGCCACGUGACGCUCAUGCGGUCACAGCGCAACUACAUGGUGCAGACCGAGGACCAGUACAGCUUCAUCCACGAGGCCCUGCUGGAGGCCGUGGGCUGCGGCAACACGGAGGUGCCGGCCCGCAGCCUCUACGCCUACAUCCAGAAGCUGGCCCAGGUGGAGCCUGGAGAGCACGUCGCGGGCAUGGAGCUCGAGUUCAAGCGUCUGGCCAACUCCAAAGCCCACACGUCACGCUUCAUCAGUGCCAAUCUGCCUUGUAACAAGUUCAAGAACCGCCUGGUGAACAUCAUGCCGUACGAGAGCACGCGGGUCUGCCUGCAGCCCAUCCGGGGCGUGGAGGGGUCUGACUACAUCAACGCCAGCUUCAUCGAUGGCUACAGGCAGCAGAAGGCCUACAUCGCCACGCAGGGGCCACUGGCAGAGACCACAGAGGACUUCUGGCGCAUGCUCUGGGAGAACAACUCGACCAUCGUGGUGAUGCUGACCAAGCUGCGGGAGAUGGGCCGGGAGAAAUGUCACCAGUACUGGCCGGCCGAGCGCUCCGCCCGCUACCAGUACUUCGUGGUGGACCCGAUGGCAGAGUACAACAUGCCUCAGUACAUCCUGCGGGAGUUCAAGGUCACGGACGCCCGGGAUGGCCAGUCCCGGACCGUCCGGCAGUUCCAGUUCACGGACUGGCCGGAACAGGGUGUGCCAAAGUCCGGGGAGGGCUUCAUCGACUUCAUCGGCCAAGUGCACAAGACCAAGGAGCAGUUCGGCCAGGACGGCCCCAUCUCUGUCCACUGCAGCGCCGGUGUGGGCAGGACCGGCGUCUUCAUCACGCUCAGCAUCGUGCUGGAGCGGAUGCGGUACGAAGGCGUGGUGGACAUCUUCCAGACGGUGAAGAUGCUGCGGACCCAGAGGCCAGCCAUGGUGCAGACGGAGGACGAGUACCAGUUCUGCUACCAGGCAGCCCUGGAGUACCUCGGCAGCUUCGACCACUAUGCAACGUAAAGCCAUGGUCGCCCCCGGCCCGACUCUGCCGGCCCCGGAGGCCUCCGCCCGAGCCGGGUGGGCCUCGGGGGGCCAGGACCCCCAGCGGCCACCUUUCUGCACGGUCCCUGGGAACAGCGCAGCCCCUCGGGCCCCCCGUGCGGCCCCAGCCACCUCCCUGGCGCCGGCCACCGCCUUCAGAUACUUGCCACAUUCCUCAUUCCCUAACGAUUCCAAAACGAGAGGUUCCAGGGUGGGGGGUGGGGGGACGGCGAGCAAACGGGGCUCUCCCCAGGACCAGACGAGGGCGGGGCUGCGAACAUGACCCUUCCCCCCCAGAGCCUUCUGGCCCUGCAGCCUGGGGGCGCUGGGGGGGGGUGCGGGGAGGGCAAGUGUCUUUCCAAACUCGGUGUAACUGAAUCCAGUGACAUUUCCUUUUUUUUAAAUAGCGUAUUUUUUUUCCUCUUUUUUAAAAGAAGAAACAAACAGAAAAACAACAAAAAAAAAAACUU
Pteropus alecto (black flying fox) is the source of this 4957-nucleotide messenger RNA. It is a transcript of the gene PTPRS, whose product is annotated as protein tyrosine phosphatase, receptor type S. Gene Ontology annotation, biological process: protein dephosphorylation. Gene Ontology annotation, molecular function: protein tyrosine phosphatase activity; protein binding. The record is from RefSeq and is a predicted model, not a curated record. Lineage: Eukaryota; Metazoa; Chordata; Mammalia; Chiroptera; Pteropodidae. The transcript is spliced from 27 exons.